Lutra lutra (Eurasian river otter) is the source of this 2193-nucleotide messenger RNA. It is a transcript of the gene HAS1, whose product is annotated as hyaluronan synthase 1. NCBI's taxonomy places the organism in Eukaryota, Metazoa, Chordata, Mammalia, Carnivora, Mustelidae. Gene Ontology annotation, biological process: extracellular matrix assembly; hyaluronan biosynthetic process. The record is from RefSeq and is a predicted model, not a curated record. The transcript is spliced from 5 exons. Gene Ontology annotation, molecular function: hyaluronan synthase activity. Bases 107 to 1855 code for a protein of 582 amino acids.
CCUCCUCCGCCCCCGCCCGCGUCGGUCUUCAAAUGACCCCGGGGCUCCCCAGCCACAGCGAGACCCGGGAGCGAGCAGGAGAGAAGCGCCCGCGGGACCCGCAGCGAUGACACAGGACGUGCCCAAGCCCAACCGGGCCGCCCGCCACUGCUCAGGCCUGGCCCGGCGGGUGCUGACUAUCACCUUCGCGCUGCUCAUCUUGGGCCUCAUGACCUGGGCCUACGCCGCCGGGGUGCCGCUGGCCUCCGAUCGCUACGGCCUCCUGGCCUUCGGUCUCUACGGGGCCUUCCUCUCCGCGCACCUGGUGGCGCAGAGCCUCUUCGCGUACCUGGAGCACCGGCGGGUGGCGGCGGCGGCGCGGCGGGCGGCGGCGCGGGGGCCCCUGGACGCGGCGGCGGCGCGCAGCGUGGCGCUGACCAUCUCGGCGUAUCAGGAGGACCCGGUGUACCUGCGCCAGUGCCUGGCGUCCGCGCGCGCCCUGCAGUACCCCCGCGCGCGGCUGCGCGUCCUCAUGGUGGUGGACGGCAACCGCGCCGAGGAUCUCUACAUGGUGGACAUGUUCCGCGAGGUCUUCGCCGACGAGGACCCCGCCACUUACGUGUGGGACGGCAACUACCACCAGCCCUGGGAACCCGCGGCGGCGGGCGCUGCGGGCGCGGGCGCCUACCGGGAGGUGGAGGCGGAGGAUCCGGGGCGGCUGGCGGUGGAGGCGCUGGUGAGGACGCACAGGUGCGUGUGCGUGGCGCAGCGCUGGGGCGGCAAGCGCGAGGUCAUGUACACGGCCUUCAAGGCGCUCGGCGACUCCGUGGACUACGUGCAGGUCUGUGACUCGGACACAAGGCUGGACCCCAUGGCACUGCUGGAGCUGGUGCGGGUGCUGGAUGAAGACCCCCGGGUAGGGGCUGUUGGGGGGGACGUGCGGAUCCUUAACCCCCUGGACUCCUGGGUCAGCUUCCUAAGCAGCCUCCGGUACUGGGUGGCCUUCAACGUGGAGCGGGCUUGUCAGAGCUACUUCCAUUGUGUGUCCUGCAUCAGCGGUCCCCUAGGCCUAUACAGGAACAACCUCCUGCAGCAGUUCCUUGAGGCCUGGUACAACCAGAAAUUCCUGGGCACCCACUGCACCUUCGGGGACGACCGGCACCUCACCAACCGCAUGCUCAGCAUGGGCUAUGCCACCAAGUACACCUCCCGCUCCCGCUGCUACUCUGAGACCCCCUCGUCCUUCCUGCGCUGGCUGAGCCAGCAGACACGCUGGUCCAAGUCCUACUUCCGAGAGUGGCUCUACAACGCGCUCUGGUGGCACCGGCACCACGCGUGGAUGACCUACGAGGCGGUGGUCUCGGGCCUCUUCCCCUUCUUCGUGGCAGCCACCGUGCUGCGGCUCUUCUACGCGGGCCGCCCGUGGGCGCUGCUGUGGGUGCUGCUGUGCGUGCAGGGCGUGGCGCUGGCCAAGGCGGCCUUCGCGGCCUGGCUGCGGGGCUGCCCGCGCAUGGUGCUGCUCUCGCUCUACGCGCCGCUCUACAUGGGCGGCCUCCUGCCCGCCAAGUUCCUGGCGCUGGCCACCAUGAACCAGAGCGGCUGGGGCACCUCCGGCCGGCGCAAGCUGGCCGCCAACUACGUGCCCCUGCUGCCGCUGGCCCUCUGGGCCCUGCUGCUGCUCGGGGGCCUGGUCCGCAGCGUGGUGCACGAGGCCCGGGCCGACUGGAGCGGCCCUUCCCGCGCCGCCGAGGCGCACCACCUGGCAGCAGGGGCCGGCGCCUACGUGGGGUACUGGGCCGUCAUGCUGACGCUCUACUGGGUGGGCGUGCGGAGGCUGUGCCGGCGGCGGUCGGGGGGCUACCGGAUCCAGGUGUGAGUCCAGGUGUGCGGGCUGCUCGCCCGAGGGACUUCAGGGGAAGCGAGAGGACACCAGCAGGGGCCCUGGGGAGCCACGGACUUGCUGGGUGAUUCUCUGGGCCUCGGUUUCCCUCCUCUGUGAAGCGAGGGGGUCGACCCAAGAUCCUUCAGCCUGGACUAUUUUGGGGCUGGGACUUCAGGGUCUCUGGGGAGGGGUAUUUAUUGAUCAGGGCGUGGAUUUUUAGGAGUGGGAGGACAAGGGUCCCCACAUGCUGUCCUGGGGCCUCCUUCCUCCCUGUUAUUUAAUAUCCAUUUGUACUGUGUGAUUAGGAUGUAAUAAAGAAUUUUAUUUAUUUU